Messenger RNA from Rhinichthys klamathensis goyatoka, 4117 nucleotides. Its product is annotated as C-Jun-amino-terminal kinase-interacting protein 4. Gene Ontology annotation, cellular component: cytoplasm. Gene Ontology annotation, molecular function: signaling receptor complex adaptor activity; kinesin binding; MAP kinase scaffold activity. The transcript has 28 exons. Gene Ontology annotation, biological process: vesicle-mediated transport. The record is from RefSeq and is a predicted model, not a curated record. The coding region runs from base 537 to 3521 and encodes 994 amino acids. Lineage: Eukaryota; Metazoa; Chordata; Actinopteri; Cypriniformes; Leuciscidae.
GUCAGUCAAGCGGCUGACGUUCUGACCACGCCUACUUCUUUAACCUGGUUUAGAGUAAUUGAUAUCGUUUCUGAAGCGAAAGACUUGUAAUUUCAUCCGCAUGAACUCAUAGACAUGGUGUCCGAGCCACAGUAAUAUGUAAAGAAUGGACACCAAAAUACCUCCAGACAUGAACAGCGCCGACUUACCCCAAUGACUUUAGUCAAUUUAGUUUUUGAGAAUGAAUGUGAGACAGAAAACGAGAAGCAUGGAAGAGGAGGAAUUAACUGAAAAUACCAUGCGGCUUAAGAACAUAGUUCUGUUUCUCAGGUAGCUAUUUAUAAGAGGAGGAAGAAAUGUUUUAGUAGAUGUACACGCCGUCACUAACACACUACCACUAUUUUCAUGCUUGAUUUGGUAGACACUGAAACCAUUUUAAGGUAGUGAAAACAGUGUGAUAAAAAAGAAAGAGGUUUGGGUACAACAGCAAGGCUUAGUGUAGAUUCAAAACAUACUAAUAUUUAAAAAGCCAAUCAGAAAACAAGGAGUUGUGAAACAUGGAUUUUGGUGAAAGCACUCUUUGUGGAAGUGGAGACCUGGAACUGGAUCCAGAUAUCGUGAGUGAGGAAGCGGGGAAACUCUACUCUGAGCUACAGUCAGUGGUGGAGACUCAUGGAGCUGGAGUGGUGGAGUCUCUGCUGCCCAUCCUCGUCUGGGUUCUGGAAGGGCUGGCGAGCUGCAGGGCUCAGCUGAGAGAGAGAGAGGACGAGGCAGAGAAGGAGAAAGGAGAGAGUGAAGAACUGCUGCAGAGAUAUCAGAGUGAGAAAACACUGAGGAGAGAGAGCCAGGAGCGCUAUUUGGAGUUGGAUGACCAGUUUGAGCAAGAGAGGAGAGCAAUGCGUGCGAGAGAAAAGGAGAGAGAAAAGAGAGAAAGAGAACUGGAGAAGAAAGCCAGAGAACAAGCUGACCAAUUGAUGGCUUUGGAGGAGCAGAAAGCAAAUCUGACCCGAGAACUAAACUCAAUCAAACACACACAUAACAAGUUAGUACAACUGACACAUCGAGAUCUGCUGGAAAAGAAAAAGGAGUGGGAGAGUGAAGCCUCCACUUUCAGCAGGAAUCACGUGCACGGCAAACACUCAGAAGCUGUUCCUACACAAGGCCAAACAGAAACCACCUGCACCGAAGAGCAACAUGGUCCUAAAGCUGGCUUUGGCCCUGAUUCCACUGUGUCAGAAACUACCAUUACCAAUGACAGCAACACGACUGAUGCUGAGGUCAACCAUAGCGAUGAGCAAUCCUUUGUCAGUGACAUCAUAAGCUCCACCCCUGAGCUGGCCCAUUUGGAGGGCUUUAUUGAAACAAGCUCCCCUGUUUGUUCGAAGACCGCGACCUCUGGACUAAACUCUAGUUUGUUUAAGGAGAUGAAACAUGCUCAGGAGGAUAAGAGAGAGGUAGAUGAAGACCAGAAGGUGAAAGAUGGAGAAAAACCACAGGAGGAGGAAGAGAUGGACAGCGACUCUGAUUGCUUGGAGUGGGACUUGAGGAAUACAGAGUCUGUGUUUUCAGAGUUAUCUGAACUCAGCAGGGAAUAUGUGGAAAACGUCGACCAAGGGGCCAGCAUCAGAGAUAGCACAGACCAGUUUGAGCAGAUUCUUUCUCAGUAUGAGGAACUAAAACACACUCAUGAAAUGGUGGAUACUGCUCGUAAGGCCCUUAUAUCCCGUGUUGAGGAGCUGACCAAUGAAAGAUCUGCACUGAAUUUGGAACUCGCUUCUUGCCUUGAAACCAUCACUCGGCUGGAAGGGAAAACCAAGGAGAUGGAGGAGGAAAGCAAGCGGUUACGAAAAGAGCUAGAGGCAGUCCAGUCAGAGGACCCUGAUGCCUCGCUACCGACCUCCCUCCGUCGCUUCUCUCGUUCUGAAAUGGCCCGGGUCGUCAUGGAGAAAAACCAGUACAAAGAGCGACUGUUUGAACUGCAGGAAUCUCUGCGGCGCUCUCAGACUCUAAGAGUUAACAAAGAAGAGCGCCCUCCUGUGGAAGGGAAGGGUAGUGUGUGGAGCAGGUUUAAUCGUUUUCUAGGUUUGACAAAGGGUCAGUUAGCACCAGCCACAGCUUUAGCAUUAGCCAUCUCUCCCACGCCAGCGCCUGCACAAACACCAGUGGGGUCUCCACAGCAUCUCUCCACGAGACCGCCCCAAACUGAGACUUCUCCUUCUCCUUCUCCCAGGUUAAGGAAAAGAGAGUUGUACAGGGAGAUCCGUUCUCAUGUGUGGGGUAACCUGGGUAAAAAACAGCUCCAUGGAUGGAGCAUGCCUCUCGCUGUUACAAACAUAAAGGACUCUGAAGCCCCUCCUGAGCCCAAAGACGUGCCCGUCCUCGUCCAGCUGAGACUGCUGGACCAGAGAGAUGCUACAGCGAAGCUCACAUGUGCUGUUGCGGUUCCUCCUGAGAUAUCAGGAGAGCAGACGUGUUCUGUGUGGGCCGUCACUGGACCUGCUUCCAGCAGUGAUGUCACUGUGAUUGACCCGGCUCGCUCCAAUACCAUUCUGGAUCAGUUCAGCCUUCCACCCACGUCCCCUGCAUUAUGCAUCUGUGUUGUGCCCCCUACCGGAGACACUGCAGGAACUGUGUGGAUUGGAACACAGGAUGGAGGAGUGCUGAUUCACUCAUCCUCCAGCUCCAGGCGCCGCUGUCUGCAGUCUGCCAGUCUCUCUGAGGGGGUGCACUCUCUGACGUAUUCUCAGGGCGAGGUGAUCGCUGGCUUGGCCAAUGGGACGCUUGCAUUCUUCACCCAUAAUUCAGCCAUCUGGAAUCUUCAGUCUCAAGAGGUGCUUUCUCUCGGCACACCACCUUUGCAGCCCAUUCGCUGUUGCCUGGCAAAGGAGGGGUGUCUUUGGGUGGGAUACUGGAAUAAAGUUUACAUGAUCAGUACGAAAAAUCGGAAAGUAGAGAAAUCGUUCACAGUGUCUGAGCGAUGUGAGCAGCAGGUGCGUUUUCUGUGCGCAGCAGGAAGUGGGGUUUGGGCUUCCUGCCGUUUGGAUCCCAUACUUAGGCUUUUUGAUUGGACAACUGGCCGUCCACUACAGGAAGUAGAUUUAUCAUCUAUAGUGACUAAAGCUUUAGGUUCUGCGUUCCUGUCUCUGUCUCCUCUUCAGAUCACAGCCUUGUCUGUGGUCAGCGGGCGGCUGUGGGUGGGCACGGGAAGGGGUGCAAUCUUCUCAGCUCCCCUGUCACUCAGUUCAGAGUCCUGCUCUAUACCAUAUUGUUCUCUUGCAUCAGCUCAGCUCUGUUAUCAUGGCCACCGACAAGCAGUUAAAUUCAUUAUUUCUGCUCCAGGCUGCCGUAGUUCCUCCAGUUCAGCAGAUGGCGCUGCUACUACCUCUCUGCUCAUUCUCAGUGGAGGGGAAGGAUAUAUCAACUUCCGAAUUGGAGAUGAUGGAAGUGAUGGGGCCAGUGAGAGUGUCCUACAGAGAUCAGAGCGAAGUCACAUGAUUAUUUGGCAGAGCCCCACCCCCUCCAUCCCAAGCCCCGCCCUCUGAAAGCACUUCAGCUGUUCACUCAAACUGUCUUUGAGCUCUGUCAAUAUGAUCAAGCGCACUACAUAGUACAAUGCAUUACUGUUCUUCUGUUCCCUUUCUAUAGAUGCUCCCAAAGGGAAGCCUGAAGUCAAAGUAAAGCAGUAACAUAAAGCAUUUUCUAAGAAAUGUUAUAAUGUAACACUCAAUCUGCACUUUUAUUUUACUUGUUUUGGGGUGAACUGACUUUAAUUGGCAUUGUCUUUUUUUUAGGUUUCAUAACAGCUCAACUGGCUUCUCUCCAGUGUGCCUUAUUUUUUGUGGUUUCAAAUUCUGCCCUGUAUUUGGCCGGUGUUUUUUUUUUUUUUUUUACACAAUCCUAAAAUACUGGAACAACUGGUUGUGACUGUGAUGCUUGGCCAGGAAUUAUUACUAUAUUUUUAUUUAUUUUUUUAUUUCAAAUCAAGGGGAGUGAUAUAUUUAAACCAAUAUGCUGUUGGUCAUGACAUGCAGUGCUCUGAAAAAUACUCAGUGUUGGUUGCUUGUCAUGUGCAUUAGAUCAAUUGGAAAAUUUGCACACACAAAAAAAACAACAAUGACAAAAAGCUGACCUAGAUUGA